Molecule: messenger RNA, 1422 nt
Organism: Mercenaria mercenaria
Lineage: Eukaryota; Metazoa; Mollusca; Bivalvia; Venerida; Veneridae
Exons: 2
Coding region: 1-1422 (473 amino acids)
Biological process (GO): DNA integration
Molecular function (GO): nucleic acid binding
Source: RefSeq, a predicted model, not a curated record
AUGUCUAAAGAAGAGAAAACAGAUGUUGAAGAUAUAGAUACAGACAUAGAAAAUAGUGAAGAAAAGAAACAAGGUGCAAGACAACCAAUUUUACUCCCAAAAAGUGACUGGUUUACAGUCCUGCUUGUUGAAAAGAUUCAUAAACAAAAUUUUCACAUAGGUGUUUCUCAGACACUUUCUCAAAUACGAUUCAGAUUUUGGAUUCCACAAGGACGUUCCGUGGUGAAAUCUGUGUUACGGAAAUGUAGAACUUGUCGAUAUUUUGAAGGUGGACCUUACAAAAUGCCACCAUUCUCACCGUUGCCGUCUUCAAGAGUACAAAAAUCAACUCCCUUUUCAAGAAUUGGACUAGAUUAUUUCGGACCACUCCUAAUUAAGACAACGGAUGGACCACGAAAAACAUGGGUAUGUCUUUUCACGUGUUUGGUUACUCGAGCUAUCCAUAUGGAGCUUUUACAAGACAUGUCUGCAGAAGAAUUCCUAUUUGGAUUCAAACGCUUUGUAUCACAAAGAGGUACACCAACAAAAAUCCUUAGUGAUAAUGCAUCUCAAUUUAAAUCAGCAAGUGAAACUAUAAACAUCAUUUGGAGAAAUGUUUGUGCAAGUGAUGAAGUGCAAUCUUAUGUUGCAAAUUGUAGAAUAAAAUGGAAAUUCAUCGUUGAAUUAGCUCCAUGGAUGGGAGUAGCAUAUGAAAGAUUGGUUGGAAUUGUAAAAAGAUCUCUUCGUAAAUCUUUAGGUCAUAAAAUCCUUACUUUGAUCCAAAUGCAAACAUUAUUGAAAGAAGUUGAGGCAACAGUGAAUUCAAGACCGUUGGUGUAUGUCAACGAUGACAUUAACUCAAAUAUUACACUGACACCAAAUCAAUUUCUGGGUUUGAACCCGAAAACUGGCAUUCCAACAACAACUACAGAAGACAUGGAUUCUGACUAUUCACCGUAUGAAAUUACAAGUGUAAAACUUUUGUCAAUUUGGAGAAAAGGUCAACAUGUUUUAAACGAAUUCUGGAAGAUAUGGAGAGAAGAGUACUUAACAAACCUUCGUGAGCGAAUGCAGUCAGAACUGAAAUCCAAGAAAACACAAUCACCUUACUGCGCUCAGGUUGGAGAUGUGGUUCUAAUUAAAGAAAACUUGCCACGUGGAGUUUGGAGAAUGGGACGAAUUUGUGAGUUACUUCAAAGUCGGGAUGGGCAGAUUAGAUCUGCAAAAGUAAAUACAGCGACUGGGAAAGUUCUUGGCAGACCUCUUAAUUUGCUAUACCCAGUUGAGUGUGUCAGCCAGAGAUAUUCCGAGAUGAAGAAACUGGCAGAUGAUCAAAAAGGAGCCGCGCCUGUGUGCUCCUUUGUGGAACCAAGUAAUCCUUUUGCUCGCAAGGCUUCAGAUGAUGCCAAAAGAAAGAUCAAGGAAUUGUUUAAUAAUGAUUAA